AUGUUUAUAUCAAAAUCAUAAUCUCACGUGCAAAUUGAAUAAGAAGAUGCUUGAUGUCUCCCCCAGUCUCACCUAAUGACUUUUAUAAAUAUAUGUAGAGAAGAAAAUCCAAUUUGGUAAAAGCAAUGGAUUCCUCAAUUUCCAACUUUCAUGUUUGCUCAUCACUUGAUCAGAUUAGGAGCCUCUAAACUCUAAUAAAACUUCAUCAUCAUCCAUAGCUGCCAAAAUCAGUGGUCUUGAGGAUUCGCAUCACUUAAUAGAAGUUGAUUCAGUUCCCCCUCACUCAACAAGCCUUCUCUCCCAAGGCCACCAAGAGAUGUGGGUUAAGGAACUUGUGGAUGGAUCUCUUUUAGAACCAACCAAGGAUGCAGUUUUGUCUUGAGCACUAGAAAUUCAAUCAACCACGCAUAAAAAUGUUAGUGUUGAGAGUGAGAUUAGAAACUACUCUUCCUCAAGAAAAGUAGUGAAAAAGACAAUCCAAAAAGCAUGGAUGAGUUUGAAGGGUGUGGAAUCAAAAAGCUCAGAUAGUGAAAACCCAAAUUUAGUUAGUAUUACGAGAGAGGUGGAAGCAGUCACUCUUGCUACGUUUGAGUCUUUAUUGGCCUUAUCUUUUCUGGACCAAAGACAUAUUCUCAACUUGGUGUUUGGUCUCUAGUUUCCACGUUUAUGCAAAGCAAAAGAGUUGGCUGCUAUGAAGAAGUUGAAAAUUGAAUUUGCAUAAGUUGAUGCUGCACUAUACUACCUCGUACAUUAUGAGACAAACAAAGUUGGUCUCACUAUGCUGAAGCUUAAGUUUCAUCCAUUUUAUUACUUCAGUGAAAGUAACAUUUCUAUCGUUCAAUGAAACUAUUAAUGAAAAACAAAAACAAGAGUAACAAGGCUUAUCCAUCAACACAAUUAUAUAAUGUAAUUUUGUUUACGAAAUCAUGCAUUUACUUGACUAAAUUGAUGGUCACUGCCUCUUGUUUGCAAAUUCAAUUGACCAUUGGGAUGAGGCAUGUCCAACUGAAAGAAAUACAUACAUGCCUAUAUAUAAUCCUUUAUAUGUACAUGCAUAAAAAAUGAGACUAGAAGUGUAUUAAAUAAUUUAAAUUUGAAAGUCAAGUCUGUAAAGAUUCUCAUUGUUGAUGAAAACUAUUAUCAGACUUGACAAUCUCACAUGCUUAAUGCAGCGAAACUUACAUACACUGCUGCCAUGUUGAUAGGAGACCAAUGGAAUCAUAAGCACGGUUGCUCACCAAUUUCAAAGUAUUUGAAAACAUAACCAGCUCUAUUAUGAGAUAUCCACAUCUAUUGUCUCAUUUGAAGCCAUGCUGAUCCGGAUGAAAUGGUCAUUAUAAUUGCAGGUUUUAACUCAUUUUAUGACAAUGCAAGUGCCCUUCACUAUCAAGAUCCGAACAUGGUGGAGGGGAGACAUAUCAUCAACAUAAUUAUUAUAGUAUGUUUAAUUUCAAAUCACAAGCGUGUUAUUCUUAUUGUGUAUGAAGAGGAUGAGAUUCCUUCUGUCUCCCUUAUGACUUUUUUGCCUGUAUAAAUAGAGGGUAGAUGCAAAUGAAAAAUCAAUCAAAUUUUAGAUCAACAUUCAACAGCUCUCAAUCUCUUCUCCAUCUUUUUACAGGAAAAGAAAAAUGGCAGCUUAUCACGUUCGAUCCAACAGUUUCCCCUCUAAACAACAUCCUCUCAUUUCCGAGUUUGAUGGCAUAUUGAGGUCUUCUGCAGAAGCCUCAUCUUCAACAUCAAUAACCUCAAAACUAAACGGUCUUCAAGAUCUCCACGAUUGUGUUGACAAGUUGCUUUUGCUACCUCUUAACCAGCAAGCGUUGUCCAAAGAGCAUAACGAGAAAAGUCUAAAUGAGAUUUUGGAUGGAUCCCUAAGACUCUUGGAUAUUUGCAACACAGCCAAGGAUGCCUUGUUGCUAACAAAGGAGUCAACACAAGAACUUCAAUCAAUUUUGCGUAGAAGACGCAGUGGAGAAAUGGAGUUGACAAGUGAGAUUAAGAAAUUCUUAGCCUCUAGAAAAAUGAUGAAGAAAACACUCCGUAAGGCCUUGGAAAACAAAACUACUUUCAGCUCCCUCAAGAAGGAGCAAGUGAGCAGUGAAACUGUAAGCAUGUUGAGAGAGGUGGAAUCGAUGGCUGUGACUGUAUUUGAAUCAUUGCUUUCAUUCAUCUCUGGAUCAAAGUCAAGCAGCAGCUGGUCAUUGGUUACCAAGAUGAUGAACACGAAAAGAGUGUCUGCAGAGGAUGUUAAUGAAUCGAAUGAAUUCACAAGUGCUGAUGCAGCAUUGAACUUGCUCAUCACUGCUAAGAAGGUCAAGAAAUCAGAUAGCAGCCUAGAAGAGAAUGUACAAAACCAUCUUCAAAACUUGGAGUUGUGCAUUGAAGACCUCGAACAAGGAGUUGAGAGCCUUUACAGGCGUUUGAUCAAAACAAGAGUUUCUCUACUCAACAUCCUCAAUCACUAACUCAUUACAAUAUCUUAGAUUUGUAUCAUAAAUAGGCAUACAAUUGUACAUGUUUACAACAUAUACAUCGCAUACUUUUUGCGAAUACCAAAUUAUUAAA
Messenger RNA from Cannabis sativa, 2565 nucleotides. RefSeq lists its product as uncharacterized. Bases 1629 to 2465 code for a protein of 278 amino acids. The transcript has a single exon. The record is from RefSeq and is a predicted model, not a curated record. Lineage: Eukaryota; Viridiplantae; Streptophyta; Magnoliopsida; Rosales; Cannabaceae. Gene Ontology annotation, biological process: shoot system development; root development.